Molecule: messenger RNA, 788 nt
Organism: Heteronotia binoei (common prickly gecko)
Lineage: Eukaryota; Metazoa; Chordata; Lepidosauria; Squamata; Gekkonidae
Product: small ribosomal subunit protein uS10
Exons: 4
Coding region: 117-746 (209 amino acids)
Biological process (GO): translation; protein phosphorylation
Cellular component (GO): ribosome; cytosolic small ribosomal subunit
Molecular function (GO): RNA binding; ATP binding; structural constituent of ribosome
Source: RefSeq, a predicted model, not a curated record
UGCUUUCAUCUGAAAAUAGAUGCAGAUAUUUGUGAGACAGGUAACUGCUCACAAAUUCCCCAGUAACUGCUUAGUAUUUUUCUAUUUACCAAUCUUAAUUUUAUCUUUAGAUAGGCAUGCCAUCUCCUCUUCCUUUUAGCCGUCUUCUUCAUUUGGAAUUUUCUCCAUCUGUGAAUGUGCGACCCUGUAGCAGUCCCUUGGUGUUGCCUGCCAAAAGUGGAAAGCUCUUGGUAGGGGAAAAUCCUCCCAAGCUGCAUCGGCUGCCCCCUCGCUUGGCUUGGUGUUCUAUAGACUGGCAUCAUUUGCGUCUGCUGAAUCCCCUAGGCUCUGGUGGAUUUGGUUCAGUCUACAAGGCUACUUACCGUGGAGCUACAGUGGCUGUAAAGCAGGCAUUUAAAGAUACUGGCAAAGCGCCUGUAGAACAGGAAGUAGCAAUUCACCGAAUCAGAAUUACCUUGACAAGUCGUAAUGUGAAAUCACUUGAGAAAGUGUGUGCAGAUCUGAUCAGAGGUGCGAAAGAAAAAAACCUAAAAGUGAAAGGACCUGUUCGCAUGCCUACCAAGACUCUGCGAAUCACUACACGGAAAACACCAUGUGGUGAAGGUUCCAAGACUUGGGAUCGUUUCCAAAUGCGUAUUCAUAAGCGUCUAAUUGACUUGCACAGUCCAUCAGAGAUUGUCAAGCAGAUAACUUCUAUCAGUAUUGAGCCUGGUGUAGAAGUUGAAGUUACUAUUGCUGAUGCCUAAAUGAUUGUCAUCUGUUUCAAUAAAAGUUUUACUUGCCUUUAA